This is a messenger RNA of Odocoileus virginianus texanus, 6478 nucleotides long. The record is from RefSeq and is a predicted model, not a curated record. Lineage: Eukaryota; Metazoa; Chordata; Mammalia; Artiodactyla; Cervidae.
UCAAGAUGGACGCGACCAUUUGAACGUCUCGGGUGAGAGGUUCUCCCGCACGCCUUCCUGUUGUUAGCAGUUGUGUCCGCAGCUGCUGCCCAGUCUUCCUCCGGAACACGGGAGGGAGAGGGAAUGAGAAGCUGCAGUGGCCGAGGAGUCACCGUGACCAUCCCCGCCGCUACUCUUGGGCCCUCUCGGUCCCCUCGCCUCCGGAGAGCAGCCGGGGCUCGCCGCGCCUGACGCGUCCCGAGUCACAGAAAUAAUGUUGAUAUUUGGAACCCAUGUCGAACUUCUAUGAAGAAAGGGCAACAAUGAUUGCAGCCGGGGAUUUGCAGGAAUUUGUUCCUUUUGGUCGAGACCACUGCAAGCACCACCCUAAUGCUUUGAACCUCCAGCUUCGCCAGCUUCAGCCCGCCUCCGAGUUAUGGUCUUCUGAUGGUGCUGCUGGCCUGGUGGGAUCCCUUCAGGAGGUUACCAUCCAUGAGAAACAGAAGGAGAGCUGGCAGUUAAGGAAAGGUGUCAGUGAAAUUGGAGAAGAAGUGGAUUAUGAUGAGGAACUCUACAUGGCUGGAAACAUGGUUAUCUGGAGCAAAGGAAGCAAAAGCCAGGCAUUGGCUGUUUAUAAGGCAUUUACAGUUGACAGUCCUGUUCAACAGGCAUUGUGGUGUGACUUCAUUAUAUCACAGGAUAAGUCUGAUAAGGACUACAGUAGUGAUGAAGUGGAAAAAUGUAUAUGUAUAUUGCAAAGCUCAUGUAUCAACAUGCAUAGCAUAGAAGGAAAGGAUUACAUAGCUUCUUUACCUUUUCAGGUUGCAAGUGUUUGGCCCACCAAGUAUGGAUUGCUGUUCGAACGAAGCAACUCUUCAUGUGAGGUUCCUCCAGGCCCACCCAGGGAGCCCUUACCCACUCUGUUCAGCAUGCUGCACCCGCUGGACGAAAUCACGCCCCUUGUCUGCAAGUCUGCAAGUCUUUUUGGUUCAUCACGGGUGCAGUAUGUUGUAGAUCAUGCAAUGAAAAUUGUCUUUCUCCACACCGAUCCCUCCAUUGUCAUGACCUAUGAUACUGUUCAAGGUCUGCAUUCUGUGUGGGCUCUCCGGAGAGUCAAAACAGAGGAAGGGAAUGUUGUUUUAAAGUUCUCUGAGCAGGGGGGCACCCCCCAGAACGUGGCUACUAGCAGCUCGCUCACAGCACACCUCAGAAGCCUCUCCAAGGGCGACUCCCCCGUGGCGUCCCCCUUCCAGAACUACUCCUCCAUCCACAGCCAGAGCCGCUCCACCUCCUCGCCCAGCCUGCACUCCCGGUCACCUUCCAUUUCCAACAUGGCAGCUCUCAGCCGUGCUCAUUCUCCUGCCUUGGGAGUGUACUCUUUUUCAGGGGUGCAAAGGUUCAACCUUUCAAGCCACAGUCAGUCUCCAAAGAGACACAGUUUUUCUCAUUCUCCAAGUAGUAAUUCUAAUGGCUCCUUUCUUGCACCAGAAACAGAGCCCAUUGUUCCGGAACUUUGUAUCGACCACUUAUGGACAGAAACAGUUACUCGCCUGAGGAAGAAAAAUUCACAGGCCUCUAAAGUCUUUAUCACAUCUGACCUGUGUGGGCAGAAGUUCUUGUGCUAUUUAGUCGAGUCCGAGCUCCAGUUACGAUGUGUAAAGUUUCAGGAGAGUAAUGAUAAAACGCAGCUCAUCUUCGGCUCUAUCACCAACAUCCAGGCAAAGGAUGCGGCACCAGUGGAGAAGAUAGACACUAUGCUGGUCCUGGAAAGCAGUGGGAACCUGGUGCUGUAUACAGGAGUAGUGCGGGUGGGUAAGGUUUUUAUUCCUGGGCUGCCAGCUCCUUCCCUGACAAUGUCCAACACGAUGCCUCGGCCCAGCACCCCGCUUGACGGCGUUACUACUGCUAACCCUCUGAGUAAGCUGCUUGGAUCUCUGGAUGAGGUUCUGGUGUCCCCAGUUCCAGAACUAAGGGAUUCUUCAAAGCUUCAUGAUUCUCUCUAUAAUGAGGAUUGUACUUUCCAACAGCUUGGAACUUACAUUCAUUCCAUAAGAGACCCUGUCCGUAACAGGGUGACACUGGAACUGAGUAAUGGCUCCAUGGUGAGGAUCACUAUUCCUGAAAUUGCCACCUCUGAAUUAGUACAAACUUGUCUGCAAGCGAUUAAGUUCAUUCUGCCGAAAGAAGCAGCGGUUCAGAUGCUCGUCAAGUGGUACAGUGUCCACAGCGCCCCGGGAGGGCCCAGCGAUCACUCAGAGUGGAACUUGUUUGUGACCUGUCUCAUGAACAUGAUGGGUUAUAACACAGACCGCUUAGCAUGGACAAGAAAUUUUGACUUUGAAGGAUCGCUUUCCCCAGUCAUUGCACCCAAAAAGGCAAGGCCUUCUGAGACGGGAUCUGAUGACGACUGGGAAUAUUUACUAAAUUCAGACUACCACCAGAAUGUUGAGUCUCACCUCUUGAACAGAUCUUUGUGUUUGAGUCCUUUGGAAGUGUCACAGAUGAAAGAUGAGGAUUUUUCCCAGAAUCUUAGUCUGGACUCUUCUACGCUUCUCUUCACUCACAUACCUGCAAUUUUUUUUGUUCUUCACCUGGUCUAUGAGGAGCUCAAGCUGAACACUCUGAUGGGAGAAGGGGUUCGUUCACUUGUUCAACUUCUUGUCCAGCUGGCAAGGGACUUAAAAUUGGAGCCUUACGUAGAUCAUUACUAUAGAGACUACCCAACACUUGUCAGAACUACUGGACAAGUGUGCGCAAUUGAUCAAGGUCAAACAGGAUUUAUGCAGUAUCCAUCAUUUUUCACUCCUGAGCCACCUAGUGUUUAUCAGUGGGUGAGUUCCUGUCUGAAGGGUGAAGGAAUGCCACCCUAUCCCUACCUCCCUGGAAUCUGUGAAAGAGGCAGACUUGUUGUCUUGAGUAUUGCACUCUACAUACUUGGUGACGAAACCUCUCUUUCUGAUGAAUCCUCACAGUAUUUAUCCAGAAUAAGUAUAGCCCCCCAGAAGCCACAAGCAGAACAACAGGAGAGCAGGUUUAGUUUCAAGCAUUCUACAUCAGUUUCUAGCCUAGGUGAGAGAUUAGUUGUCUGGAUGACUAAUGUAGGUUUCACUUUAAGAGACUUGGAAACGCUUCCCUUUGGAAUAGCUCUUCCCAUCCGAGAUGCGAUUUAUCACUGUCGGGAGCAGCCUGCUUCAGACUGGCCGGAAGCUGUCUGCCUCUUGAUUGGACGUCAGGAUCUUUCCAAGCAGGCCUGUGAAGGAAACUUGCCCAAAGGAAAAUCUGUGCUCUCAUCAGAUGUUCCUUCAGGAACAGAAACAGAGGAGGAGGAUGAUGGCAUGAAUGACAUGAAUCAGGAGGUGAUGUCGUUAAUAUGGAGUGAAGACUUACGGGUGCAGGACGUGCGAAGGCUUCUCCAGAGUGCACAUCCCGUCCGCGUCAAUGUGGUGCAGUACCCAGAGCUCAGUGACCACGAGUUCAUUGAGGAAAAAGAGAACAGGUUGCUCCAGCUGUGUCAGCGAACGAUGGCUCUCCCAGUGGGGCGCGGCAUGUUUACCUUGUUCUCCUACCACCCUGUCCCGACAGAACCGCUGCCUGUUCCCAAGCUAAAUUUAACUGGGCGGGCCCCUCCUCGGAACACGACAGUGGACUUGAACAGUGGGAAUAUCGACGUGCCCCCCAACAUGACCAGCUGGGCCAGCUUCCACAAUGGCGUGGCUGCGGGCCUGAAGAUAGCUCCUGCCUCUCAGAUCGAUUCAGCCUGGAUUGUCUACAAUAAGCCCAAGCAUGCCGAGCUAGCCAAUGAGUAUGCUGGCUUUCUCAUGGCCCUGGGCCUUAACGGGCACCUCACCAAGCUGGCUACUCUCAAUAUCCACGACUACCUGACCAAAGGUCAUGAGAUGACAAGUAUUGGACUCCUUCUUGGUGUGGCUGCUGCUAAACUAGGCACCAUGGAUAUGUCAGUUACCCGGCUUCUUAGCAUCCACAUUCCUGCUCUCCUGCCCCCAACGUCCACGGAGCUUGAUGUUCCUCACAAUGUCCAGGUGGCUGCAGUGGUUGGCAUCGGCCUUGUGUAUCAAGGGACAGCUCACAGGCAUACUGCAGAGGUCCUGUUGGCUGAAAUAGGACGGCCCCCUGGUCCAGAGAUGGAGUACUGCACGGACAGAGAGUCGUACUCCUUGGCUGCCGGCCUAGCCCUGGGAAUGGUUUGCCUGGGGCAUGGCAGUAACCUGAUAGGUAUGUCGGACCUCAAUGUGCCCGAGCAGCUCUACCAGUACAUGGUUGGAGGGCACAGGCGCUUUCAAGCUGGGAUGCACAGAGAGAAACACAAGUCACCGAGUUACCAGAUCAAGGAAGGAGAUACCAUAAAUGUGGAUGUGACUUGUCCAGGUGCCACUCUCGCUUUGGCCAUGAUCUACUUAAAAACCAAUAACAGAUCCAUUGCAGACUGGCUCCGGGCUCCAGAUACCAUGUAUUUGCUGGACUUUGUGAAGCCAGAAUUCCUCUUACUGAGGACGCUUGCUCGAUGCCUGAUUUUGUGGGAUGAUAUUUUACCAAAUUCCAAGUGGGUUGAUAGCAACGUUCCUCAAAUUAUAAGAGAAAAUAGUAUCUCUCUCAGUGAGAUUGAAUUGCCUUGCUCAGAGGAUUUGAAUUUGGAAACUUUGUCGCAGGCACAUGUCUACAUCAUUGCAGGAGCUUGUUUGUCUCUGGGUUUUCGAUUUGCUGGUUCAGAAAACUUAUCAGCAUUUAACUGUCUGCAUAAAUUUGCAAAAGAUUUUAUGACUUAUUUGUCUGCACCUAAUGCUUCUGUAACAGGUCCUUACAACCUGGAGACUUGCCUGAGCGUGGUGCUGCUGUCUCUUGCCAUGGUGAUGGCUGGCUCGGGGAACCUGAAGGUUCUGCAGCUUUGUCGCUUCUUACACAUGAAAACAGGUGGUGAAAUGAACUAUGGUUUCCACUUAGCCCAUCACAUGGCCCUCGGACUUCUAUUUUUGGGAGGAGGCAGGUACUCCCUGAGCACGUCGGACUCGUCCAUCGCCGCCCUGCUGUGUGCCCUCUACCCCCACUUCCCGGCUCACAGCACUGACAACCGUUGGGAGGCCAUCAUGGUAGGCACGGCGUCUGGACCGAGAUUUGCCUGGCGGGCCGAGCACGUUCCUGGUGGAGAACAUGGUGUGCAGGAAGCCCGAGGCCUCCUGCACGGGCAGAGGCCCAGUGCUGUGGGCAGGUGGCGCGCGGGCUCGGAGCCCUGGCAGGCGGUGCAGGCCCUGCCAAGGACAGCAGGGGGCAGCCCCGUCAGACUUGAGUGUCAGAGAGGGCUGUAUGCUGGCACUCAGUGGUAUGAACAAACCAAAGAAGAAUUGAUGGCCCCCACCCUUCUUCCAGAACUCCACCUUUUAAAACAGAUUAAAGUUAAAGGCCCGAGAUACUGGGAACUGCUCAUAGAUUUAAGCAAGGGAACGCAACACUUGAAGUCCAUUCUUUCCAAGGAUGGGGUUUUAUAUGUUAAGCUCAGAGCAGGUCAACUCUCCUACAAAGAAGAUCCAAUGGGGUGGCAAAGUUUAUUGGCCCAGACUGUAGCUAACAGGAACUCUGAAGCUCGGGCCUUCAAGCCUGAAACAAUUUCCACAUUCACUUCUGAUCCAGCACUUCUGUCAUUUGCUGAAUAUUUCUGCAAACCAACUGUGAACGUUGGGCAGAAACAGGAGCUUCUGGAUCUCUUCUCUUCAGUGCUCUAUGAAUGUGUGACUCAGGAGACCCCAGAGAUGUUACCUGCGUACAUAGCAAUGGAUCAGGCUGUAAGAAGACUGGGAAGAAGAGAAAUGUCUGAGACAUCUGACCUUUGGCAGAUAAAGUUGGUGCUGGAGUUUUUCAGCUCCAGAAGCCAUCAGGAACGGCUGCAGAACCAGCCUAAGCGAGGGCUUUUUAUGAACUCGGAAUUCCUCCCUGUUGUCAAAUGCACUAUUGACAACACUCUGGACCAGUGGUUACAAGCUGGAGGUGACAGGUGUGUGCACGCCUACCUCAACGGGCAGCCCUGCGAGGAGCCGCAGCUGAGCAUGCUGGCCUGCUUCCUGGUCUACCACGCGGUGCCGGCCCCCCAGCGCCUGCCGUCUACCGGCCUGGAAGGAAGCACAAGCUUUGCAGAACUCCUGUUCAGAUUUAAACAGCUGAAGAUGCCAGUGCGGGCCUUGCUGAGAUUGGCUCCUCUGCUCCUUGGAAACCCACAGCCAAUGGUUAUGUGACCAUGGCUGGUGGUAAGCCUAUCCGAAGCGUGACUUCUGCCAAAAAACGUGACCAAGCAACAAAGCUAAAGAAGCCUUUCUAAGUUUUAUAAUAUAGCUGGGGGAAAUGAGCUGCACAGACCUCAAUGUAUUUUAAAAAUCCAAGUGUUUCAAAUAUCCCAGAGAUUCUGUUGCUGUUGGCAUUAACGUGAUAGGAUAUAUAAAAAUGAGUUGAAAUUUUACUUUUGUAAAUAAAAUGUUUUGGUUUGUUUUCAAAA